UUUCUUUUUUUUGCUAUAGGGUGUGAGCACUUGCCAGAGACAGAAAGCGAAAUGUCCUAUAUCUUAGGACAAGCGUUGCUUUGUGAGGAGGAAGGAUUCCAUUUCCUUAUGUCUAAAAUGAAGAGUUAGAAAAUGGAUAAUACUUAAAACACCCUGGUUGGGAGUCAGGAUGCUUUGACUGGAGAGAUCUCUGUCUGUGACACACUCUUGAGGACAGAGAUCAUGUAUUCAAUAGGGCGCUGAUGCUGAUAGGUGGACUUGGCCAAGGCUCUAAUCACAGUAUGUCCCCACUUUAGUGUAGAAGGCUAAAACUAUAACUUGUUCAAUAAACGAAUAUUUUUCCACUGUCAGUGCGUACAAAGGUGAAAAAGGGGAGUGGUAAAUCCUAGGCUUCUGGUUAGGUCGCGUGAUCGAUUGAUUCCCGUAGGUCGGGCAGAGGAAAACCUUUUAACGUUUUCAUUGGUUGUCGCGGACCCGCCCUUCUGUCACCAACCCAUCCCGGACGCCUGCUGGAAGCCUCACAGCCCGCAGAGAGCCAAUCCAAAGUGCAGGCGAGAGGGGCGGUGGCAGGGCGCUGACCCGGACUAGAUUACAGGGAAAGAUGUCGCAGUUCGGCUCGCCCGGUGCGGAGGGAUGCUGGGAAUCCUGGCCUGGGCGAGCCCGGCCCUCCGGCCGCUGAGCGCGGCGGCCAUGGAGGACGAGCAGCCUGACAGCCUCGAGGGCUGGGUGCCGGUCCGCGAGGACCUCUUCACCGAGCCCGAGAGGCACCAGCUGCGCUUUCUCGUAGCCUGGAACGAUGCGGAGGGCAAGUUCGCGGUGACUUGUCACGACCGCACGGCGCAGCGGCGGCGAUGGCGGCGCGAGGGAAACCGGCCGGGGCCCGGGACCGACCCCGCGCGGCUGCGCCAGAUUCUUGAAGGACAUGGAAAAGCCAACACCAUGGUAGCAUUAAUGGAACUUUAUCAAGAGGAAGAUGAAGCAUACCAGGAACUAGUUACUGUGGCAACCAUGUUUUUCCAAUAUUUACUGCAGCCAUUUAGGUAUAUGCGAGAAGUUGCAACUUUAUGUAAGCUUGAUAUUUUGAAGUCCUUGGAUGAGGAUAACCUGGGUCCCAAAAGGAUAGUUGCCCUGACAAAGGAAGCCAGAGAAUGGACCAGACGGGCUGAAGAAGCUGUUGUCUCUAUCCAAGAUAUCACAGUGAAUUAUUUUAAGGAAACAGUAAAAGCAUUAGCAGGAAUGCAGAAACAAAUGGAAGAUGACAGAAAAAGAUUUGGCCAGGCUGCCUGGGCGACAGCAACUCCCAGACUAGAAAAACUCAAGCUAAUGCUAGCUCGAGAGACUCUACAGCUCAUGAGAGCCAAAGAGUUGUGUUUAAAUCACAAAAGAAGUGAAAUUCAGGGAAAGAUGGAAGACCUUCCAGAGCAAGAAAAAAAUAUACACAUCGUAGAUGAAUUAGAACUCCAGUAUUAUGAAAUUCAGUUGGAACUAUAUGAGGUUAAAUUUGAGAUACUAAAAAAUGAAGAAAUACUGCUUAUUACACAGUUGGACUCUGUUAAAAGACUUAUAAAAGAGAAACAGGAUGAAGUUGUCUAUUAUGAUCCAUGUGAAAGUCCAGAGGAACUGAAAGACAUUGAUAGAGAGGUGGGGCUACAGGACCCUAAGGAUCUGGAAGUGCGAGAACUCAGCCGGCAGUGCCAGCAGCUGGAGUCCAAGCGGGGCAAGAUCUGUGCCAGAAGAGCCUAUCUCAGGAACAGAAAGGAUCAAUGCAAAGAAAACCAUCGGCUCAGACUGCAGCAGGCUGAAGAAAGUGUAAGAUAUUUUCAUCAGCAUCACAGCAUUCAGAUGAAAAGAGACAAGAUAAAAGAAGAGGAGCAAAAGAAAAAAGAAUGGAUAAACCAAGAACGCCAAAAGACACUCCAGCGAUUGAGAGCAUUUAAAGAGAAAUGUCCUGCUCGAACUGUACGAAAAAUCCCUCGCUCAGAACCCGCGGCUCCAAACCUACCAGGUGGCCUCUCCCAGUGGACAUCCUCACCAGCUUCUCGGACGGGGUCAGUCGCUCACCCGUCCUCCAGGAAAACCAGCAGUGCUCCCUUACUGGAAGCCACUAAUAAGAGAACCCCUGGGUGUCAAGACUGUGUUGCAGACAUUCCCGUCCAGAUGUCUGUUCCAGUUGGUGACCAGAUGCCCUCCAAAUCCAGUGAGGAACCGUCACUGCCACCCGCUCCUCCUCUUCCUCCUCCUCCUCCUCCACCACCUCCGCCACCUCUCCCCGCUCUGUCCUUGUCUUCUCAAACUGCAACUCAUAAGAACUUGGGCUUCAGGACUUCAGUAAAAGACGAUCAGCCGCUUCCUCUAGUGUGUGAACCACCUGCUGAAAGACCAUGCGAUCCCUUGGAAAGUUUUCAGUGCCCAGGAUCUAUGGAUGAGGUGUUGGCCUCUUUAAGGCACGGCAAGACCUUUCUCAGGAAAGUGGAAGCGCCCGCUUUGCCCCCUCCCCGCUCCUCGAUCAAUGAGCACAUUCUGGCCGCCAUCAGGCAAGGAGUCAAACUGAAGAAAGUGCACCCAGACUCUGACCCAAACCCCAGCAGUAAACCAACCAGUGAGCUCGAGAGGAGCAUCAAGGCAGCGCUCCAGAGAAUCAAGAGGGUGUCCGCGGACUCGGAGGAAGACAGUGAUGAGCAGAACCCCGGCGAGUGGGAUCAGUGAGCCCUUCUCCAGGUUUGCCAGGGCUCCCUGUGUGAUGUGUUCAGAUGAACCGAUGCAGGCCAGGCCUCUUCCUGAAAAGCAUGUGAACGGUCACAAAAGACCCCAAAAGAUCAGCUUUGAGUGUGAGACUGUGACUUUUAUUGACACUGUGACUCUUUUAAAACUGGGGAAGGAAGCAGAGGUGUGGUGAUCGUCACGUACCAACCCACAGCUGGAGCAGGUGUUGCAGCUGUUAAGGGAUGAGUGCUUACUGUUCCCUGUGGGUAACCUAGACGCACCGGCUGAUUGUGAAGGAAGUUUGCGCUGCAGUGCUGAGCAGCACCAUUAGACCACUGACCAUGCCCUGU
Molecule: messenger RNA, 3053 nt
Organism: Tupaia belangeri chinensis (Chinese tree shrew)
Lineage: Eukaryota; Metazoa; Chordata; Mammalia; Scandentia; Tupaiidae
Gene: WHAMM
Product: WASP homolog associated with actin, golgi membranes and microtubules
Exons: 11
Coding region: 634-2706 (690 amino acids)
Biological process (GO): endoplasmic reticulum to Golgi vesicle-mediated transport; Arp2/3 complex-mediated actin nucleation
Cellular component (GO): cytoplasm; endoplasmic reticulum-Golgi intermediate compartment membrane
Molecular function (GO): actin binding; Arp2/3 complex binding
Source: RefSeq, a predicted model, not a curated record